Molecule: messenger RNA, 756 nt
Organism: Funneliformis caledonium
Lineage: Eukaryota; Fungi; Glomeromycota; Glomeromycetes; Glomerales; Glomeraceae
Source: the annotation of a GenBank genome assembly
AUGAUACAUUAUGUACACAGGUUUAUAUGGCAAGGAAAUUUCUCUUCGCCGAUCAUUGAGCGAUUGAACGCUGGGAAUGCGAGAAUAUUGAAUAUUGGAUGUGGCCCAGGUCCAGGAUGUUGGUUGUUAAAUAUGGCAAGAGAAUAUCGAUGGGACAAUUUUUUCGGUGUAGACGUUGACUCCUCGGUUAUUCCUACAAAUGUUUCAGAUUUAAAUGCCAUAUUCUUAAAGUUGGAUACAUUAGAGAGGUUACCAUUUGCCGCUGAAACAUUUGAUUUUGUGUUUCUUCGAUUCGCAUCGUUCACGAAAGAACAAUGGCAGGAACGGGUUGUAAACGAACUCGUUCGUGUAUGUAAACGCGGCGGGUGGAUAGAAAUAAUGGAUUGUGAAAACAAAUUUUACAAUGAAGGCGAGGCUACGAAACGAUUGAUGACCGCAUACCGAUUUUAUCUUGAAUCCAGGCAAAUCAACCCUCUGAUAGGUUCACAAUUCGUCAGAUUGUUACGUGAGACAGAUCAAAUUGGCAGCAUUAAAAGAGAGGAGAAGGAAUGGUUCUUGGGAAAUGAAGGAGGACGAGCCGGACAAUAUUUACUUCGAGAUUUCGAAUUAAAUUUGCAAAAUCCAAGAGAGAUAAUGUCAGAAACUAUGGGUUGUACGAAGGAGGAAUACGAGGAAUUAAUUCAGGAAUUUCAUAAUGAAGUCAAAAGAUUGAAAACUUCCAUAAAGUACGUAAGGGUGUACGGGCAAAAGAAUUAA